AUGAGAGAUAUACCACUACCCCAUAUCAAUCUUCAAAAAGGUUGGCCAUCUCGUCGUCUGAUACCGAGAGAACAUGUCCAAGCCGCUGCUGAAGCAACAUUGACGGACCCGGACCGAGGAAUCGACGCCCUUCUCUACGGACCCAAUAAAGGAGACCCUGCACUUCGGGAACGAUGUGCUGAAUGGCUGUCAGGCCUCUACGGUCUUUCGGUGGUGCCUGAGCGCAUCUGCAUUACAGCUGGGGCGUCUGCGAACCUGGCCAGCAUCAUGCAGGCCUUUUCCGACCCCGUGUACACGCGCCGAGUGUGGAUGGCCGAGCCGACGUACUUUUUGGCAUGCACCAUCUUCGAAGACGCAGGGUUCCAAGGUCGAAUGGAAGGAGUGCCAGAGGACGAUGAAGGUCUCGAUGUCGAAUGGCUGCGCAGCCAUAUAGAAUCAGUCGAUGCUGAGACCAAGGCAAACACUGAAACGGAAGCUUCCCCACAAGCCUACAAGACAAUUCCUACGUACCGCAAGCUAUACCGCCAUAUCAUUUACUGCGUUCCGACUUUCAGCAAUCCGAGAGGCCGAAGCUACACGAUCAAGAGGCGAGAGGAAUUGGUUCGUCUGGCUCGCCAGGUAGAUGCACUCCUCAUCACUGAUGACUGCUACGACUUCCUGCUAUGGGAUGUUCAAGACCCCGGCCCCUCCUCUGAGAUCAGAGAGCCACAGUCACGGUCGAUCAAUGAGCAGCGCAAACUUCACCCUCCUCCCCGGUUGACCGACAUUGACCGAAUCUUACCAGGAGGGGAUGAAGUCUGGGGCAAUGCGGUCAGUAACGCGUCCUUCUCCAAAGUGAUUGGGCCCGGAAUGCGAUGUGGAUGGGCUGAGGCAACGCCGCAAUUCAUCAUUCGAUUGAAUCAAACAGGAAGCAUUCUUUCCGGAGGAGCUCCAGCACAAUUCGCGUCCACAGUGAUCGAGCACGUCUUAAGAACCGGCCGGCUUGAAGAUCAUCUCGUCAAUACACUGAUUCCAACCUACCGUACGAGGGCUGCCCGGUUACGUCGAGCUGUUCAGCAGACCCUUGGCCCGAUGGGUGUGACGAUUGACAGCGACAACGGCACCGACGGGAUCAUCGGUGGCUUCUUUCUGUAUAUUACAUUACCUGUCGAGUUCAACGUGGACAACCUGGCCGAGCUCGCCUUGGACAAGUACAAUUUGCGAGUAUUGGCAGGAGCCCGGAUGGCGGUGAAAGGCAGCAAGCAUCUGUCAUCCAUAGUCAGCCAAGGGAUCAGACUCAGUUGGUCCUGGGAAGAGGAGGAACAGAUCGUCCAAGGCAUCGCGAGGCUUGCAAAAGCCAUGAAUGAUCCAGAGCUAGUGAAGAACUAG
This is a messenger RNA of Capronia epimyces CBS 606.96, 1368 nucleotides long. RefSeq lists its product as uncharacterized. Lineage: Eukaryota; Fungi; Ascomycota; Eurotiomycetes; Chaetothyriales; Herpotrichiellaceae. The transcript is spliced from 2 exons. Gene Ontology annotation, molecular function: pyridoxal phosphate binding; L-2-aminoadipate:2-oxoglutarate transaminase activity. The record is from RefSeq and is a predicted model, not a curated record. Gene Ontology annotation, biological process: biosynthetic process. The coding region runs from base 1 to 1368 and encodes 455 amino acids.